Messenger RNA from Sorghum bicolor (sorghum), 1051 nucleotides. Its product is annotated as glutathione S-transferase F11. The record is from RefSeq and is a predicted model, not a curated record. The transcript has 3 exons. Gene Ontology annotation, molecular function: glutathione transferase activity; glutathione binding. NCBI's taxonomy places the organism in Eukaryota, Viridiplantae, Streptophyta, Magnoliopsida, Poales, Poaceae. Gene Ontology annotation, cellular component: cytoplasm. The coding region runs from base 92 to 1051 and encodes 319 amino acids.
UGCUACUCUGAGCUCUGGGAUUCCACCCUAUCCAUCCCAUCAAUCCGCUCUUCUCAGUCUUCAGCUUUAGGUCCCCAGCGGCGGCGAGGCGAUGGCGGCGCCGGUGACGGUGUACGGGCCGGUGAUCUCACCGGCGGUGGCCCGCGUGGCGGCCUGCCUCCUGGAGAAGGACGUGCCGUUCCAGAUCGAGCCGGUGGACAUGUCCAAGGGCGAGCACAAGUCGCCGUCCUUCCUCAAGCUCCAGCCCUUCGGCCAGGUCCCUGCCUUCAAGGACCACCUCACAACCGUCUUUGAGUCAAGGGCUAUUUGCCGUUACAUAUGUGAUCAGUAUGCGGACCGUGGUAACCAGGCGCUCUUUGGCAAGAAAGAAGAUGGUGCGGUUGGCCGUGCUGCCAUUGAACAAUGGAUAGAGUCUGAAGGCCAGAGCUUUAACCCACCGAGCCUGGCUAUUAUCUUCCAGCUUGCAUUUGCACCAAUGAUGGGCCGGGCCACUGACCUGGCUGUGGUUGAGCAGAAUGAAGCCAAACUCGCUAAGGUGCUUGAUGUGUAUGACCAACGGCUGGGGGAGAGCCAGUACUUUGCUGGUGAUGAUUUCUCCCUGGCCGACCUUGUGCACUUGCCCAAUGCGGAUUUCCUUGUGAACAGGACUAACAAGGCUGGCUUGAUCACCGAAAGAAAGAAUCUGGCUAGAUGGUGGGAUGAUGUCUCGGCUCGUCCUGCAUGGAAAAAGCUGGCAUUUAUUCCUCAUCUCAGUCAUCUGGGCAUUCGUCAGGACCCUGCUGUUAUUGCUGAAAAUGAGGAUAAACUGAAGCAGGUCCUUGAUGUUUAUGACGAAAUACUCUCCAAGAAUGAGUACCUGGCUGGUGAUGAAUUCACCUUGGCUGACCUUUCUCACCUUCCAAACUCGCACUACAUCGUGAAUACUGAAAGGGGAAGAAAGCUCUUCACUAACAAGAAGAAUGUGGCAAAAUGGUAUGACAAACUCUCCAAGCUCGAGACAUGGAAGCAGGUUGUCAAGAUGCAGAAGGAACAUCCUGGCGCAUUUGAGUAA